This is a messenger RNA of Drosophila ananassae, 2691 nucleotides long. RefSeq names its product sodium/hydrogen exchanger 9B2 (gene Nha2). Gene Ontology annotation, biological process: proton transmembrane transport. The transcript is spliced from 10 exons. The record is from RefSeq and is a predicted model, not a curated record. Gene Ontology annotation, cellular component: membrane. Lineage: Eukaryota; Metazoa; Arthropoda; Insecta; Diptera; Drosophilidae. The coding region runs from base 586 to 2529 and encodes 647 amino acids. Gene Ontology annotation, molecular function: antiporter activity.
AUAUAUGACAAGAACUUUGGCCGCUUCCGUAUCCAUAGUCCUGGAUCCUUUUUUCCCAUCAUCGCAUCUUUGGAAGUUGAGCUUUGGGACUAGGGCUCGGUGCAAUAAUUUGUGUGAAAAGUUCUGCAGCAAUUGAAAAGCGAAGACUUUCUGGGCAUCCAGAACGAACUGGCUUAAAAAAACUUUUGCAUUAUUUUCAUGCGCCUGGUCACUUGAAAGUUGCAGAAAAUAUGACAAGAUAAAAUGCCAAAAACUGCCAGCGGCCAGUGGAAAGUGAGCAUUGGGCAGUGGGCAGUAGGCGUGGUCGAGAAGCGAUAGCCCACCGAAUGGGCGAAGUGGAGAGUGCUAGAAGGGCAGCUGGCAGCGGGCAAAAGUAAUAAUCAAUGGGGCGAAGGCAAAGAAAGCCUUAAUGACCUGGCCAACUUGCAGUUCAAGUUGUGUGGCUCAACAUUCUCUUUUUGCCAGUUUCCUGCCGCUAAGUGCAGCGCAUGAAUAUGAAAUAUGAAAUAUCACAGCAAAGGAGCAGCUUGGAGUGGGAGUGGAGUGGCGUGAAGUCCUGCGAAAGUGCUGUCUUACAAUACCUAAAUGCCACUCGCUAUCUUUUCUGACACCUUUGCACAAUUUAUGCACAAUUUUUUCAUUGCACCGCCAGAAACGCUGACAAAAAAUAAAACUAAACGCAAACAGCAGCAGAUCCAGAAUUUGAACCAAAGGCAACUGCAACAGCAGCCCAGCAACAAAGCACUGGCAUUGGCGCCAGGUGACAACAUGACACAAGGAGCUGGCAGUGGCAGUUACCCUGCGCCACAGGCUGGAUCUCAGGGCGGCAUCCCGACACCCACCCUCCAUGUCACCCCCAACCAGGAACCAGCGCCGCCGUUGCAUACAAAAUUAGACAUACAGAAAGUCCCGGAGGGUGCGGACGCUGCCGCACAAAACGCUGCAACAAUAAUUUUAACGCCGACAUCAUUAAAUUUAACAAACACAACACAAAAUGUUGCCGGCAACAAUGGGGGCUCCGGGAGUGGAAAUGGAGCCGGAGCUGGAGUUCAUGGCGACGAGUACAGAGGCCCCAAAUGGUGGCUCCAUUUGACGUUACAUUGGCACUUGAUUUCUGAGCAUGUGGCUCUGCUGGCCAUAUUUUUGGGGCUCUGGGCCAUGGCCUUUGUACUUUUCCCGGACUAUGCCCAGCCACAGACAGCGAUCAUGCGAAUCGCCUUCCUCUUCGUGGGAGCUCAGAUCGCCGGCAUCCUGGUCUCCUUCGCUCACCUUCCUGAUAUGCUGGGCAUGCUUUUCUUCGGCGUCCUCUACACUAACGUGGGUCUGGCCAACUUCGAGGGAUACCAACGACUCGAAUUGUUUCUGAGGGAAAUGGCUUUGAUUAACAUAAUGCUGCUGGCUGGUCUGGGCCUGGAUGGCGACGCCUUUAAGCGCCUGUGGUCCAUGAUCCUUAGACUGACAUUGCUGCCUACGAUUGUUGAGGUGGCAGUCAUUGCUGGAUUGGCCUACCUAACGUUGUCCAUGCCCUGGCUUUGGGGUAUAGCCUUGGGCUUGGUAAUCACUGCCGUCUCCCCGAACGUUGUAGUGACUGUGAUGCUGAAGUUGAAGGAGGAUCGACUGGGUCUCAACAGUGGCAUCCACACGCUCAUCUACGCCAUGACCACAUGCAACGAUGUGGUGGCCAUCUUCAUGUUUGGCGUGAUAAUCAGCGUAAUAUUCUCGACGACUUCGCUCACCCAGCAAGUGCUGCAAGGACCCAUUGGCAUUGGGAUUGGACUCGUUUUUGGCUAUCUCUACGGCGUGAUGCUCCAGCACUUGCCAUCCCGCCACGCGACGUACGCAAAUGGCCUGCGCUUUGUUUUGACCAUCUUGGGAGGCACCAUCGCCGUGAUGGGCAGCCGCGUCAUUGGCUACACGUCAGCCGGCGCUCUGGGUUGUGUAACGAUGGCCUUUAUUGCGAGGAUUGGCUGGCGGCGGGAGGAGGCGAAGCUGACGCCCGAACAAUUGCAGGCCCAACAGAUAGCUAGUGUUCCCAAGCGUCUGGAUCUCAUGUGGAAGUUCCUCAAGCCCGUCUCGUUCGCCCUCAUCGGCAAGGAAAUUCACUUUGCCGUACUGGAAGGCCAUGUAAUCGGUUAUGGGACGUUGCUGGUGCUCGUCGGAAGUCUGUUGCGCUUGGCUUUUGCAUAUUUAUCCACAUAUGGCGGAAAUCUGUCGAGAAAGGAACGUGCCUACAUUACAAUUUCCGGUUUUCCCAAAGCAACUGUCCAAGCAGCUUUGGGCCCGGUUGCCCUGGAUUUGGCACGUGCAGCAAAAGAGUCCAACCAAGCCCAGUUGGAUCUGGCGGGCAAUGUGCUCCUCAUCUCGGUCCUGGCGAUUAUCCUCACCGCCCCCCUGGGCGCCAUCCUCAUGCUCCGACUGGCACCCCAUUGGCUGAAGCACGGCGAUGAAGUGGAGGCGCUGGAGUCCCCCACCACGCCCACACCCACCAACCAGAGAAACUCCAACUCUAAUGCAUUCGGAGGGAAAUAGCCUUCGCUGGGAGUAGCUCCAGUCUGGGGUUGACCCUCCGCUAAAAGUUUUAAUCCCACUGUGCUUAUCCUAGCCAUUCUAGCCAUCCGUACUUAUACGUAAUUGUACUUAGAAAUAUACAGCAUCGGAAAUAAAAGUGAAUGCGAAAAGUUACAAACAUAA